Messenger RNA from Neopsephotus bourkii (Bourke's parrot), 1246 nucleotides. Its product is annotated as potassium channel subfamily K member 16-like. NCBI's taxonomy places the organism in Eukaryota, Metazoa, Chordata, Aves, Psittaciformes, Psittacidae. Gene Ontology annotation, cellular component: membrane. The transcript is spliced from 5 exons. Gene Ontology annotation, molecular function: potassium ion leak channel activity. The record is from RefSeq and is a predicted model, not a curated record. Bases 156 to 1133 code for a protein of 325 amino acids. Gene Ontology annotation, biological process: potassium ion transmembrane transport; stabilization of membrane potential.
UUUCCCAACUUCCCCAUGAAUGUGUUUGACAGCUCACUGUUGCUGUCAGUGCAGAAUCCCAGUGGAAACCGGAGCUGGGAAGGCUCUUCCUGCCUGGGGGAGGCAUCACCAUCUGUCUGUCACUCUUUGUUCUUUGCUGCACCCCACCGAAGGCCAUGUGCAGUGGCAAGCUGCAGACAGGUUUGCUGGUGGCUGGCUACUUUAUCUAUCUGCUUGUGGGUGCUGCUGUGUUCCAGGCACUGGAGAGAACUGCUGAGAAGCAGGAGAAAAUGGCAGCUGCCCAGAUGAAGGAGGCUUUUCUGCAGAACUUCACUCACCUCACAGUGGCGGAGGUGGAACAGUUUAUGAAGAACCUGACUGAAGCUAUUCAGAAUGGAGUAUACCCUGUUGGAAAUGAAUCACAGAUUGAAGACAGCAACUGGGAUUUCAGUAACUCCUUCUUCUUUGCAGGCACGGUUGUCUCUACAAUAGGCUAUGGCACACUACGUCCUAAAACUGCUGGAGGCCAGAUCUUCUGUGUUUUUUUUGCUCUGUUUGGAAUCCCUCUGAAUAUUGUUUUUCUACAUCGUGUCGGUAAGAUGCUCUCACUGCUGUGUAAAAAGCUGGGGAAAUUCCUGUAUGAGAAAGGAAUGAGAAAGAAGAAGAUAAAAUUUCUGACCCUUCUGUUUUUCCUGGCAACGGGGAUCCUAGUUUUUCUGUGCUUGCCAUCAUUCUUCUUCCAGAAAACAGAGGGCUGGUCCUACAGCGAAGGAAUUUACUUUGCAUUUAUCACCCUCAGCACCAUUGGCUUUGGAGAUUAUGUAGUAGGUAAACAGCCUGGCAGGAAUUACUUUUCCUACUAUCGAACACUGGUGGCCAUCUGGAUCCUUUUUGGUCUUGCUUGGAUUGCGCUCCUAUUUAAUUUAUUGACAACAGUACUAGAAGAUACUGAAAAAAUAAUUGUCAAGGAUAUCCAUCAAAUUGGAAAGGUGAGUAAGGGCAAUGUAACAAGCCAACAAAGAAGAUGCUGGCCUUCUCAAUUUAUUCCAGAAGAAGAACUACUAUCACCACGUACUGGAGGGAAUGCACAGAAAAUGGAGUCAUUAGAAACAGAUUCUGAGCAGACAAAAACUGAAAAAAAUGCUUUUUCUUAGAGCAAAACUAUUGCCAUAACAUAUGAGAAUUAAAUUCUUCAUUGGAGAGUUACUAGUUAAUUAUGCUAAAUAAAUUCCCAUGGAAAUAAAAUUUCUCCUACCUUUGGCCGAGA